CUGAAGAAUGUGGUAUGGCUAAAACACAUCCUAAUCCACCAGUGUUUGGUUCUUCCAAUGUCAAGGCCCAUAAUGACAUAUCAUUUCAAGCCCAUCUUGCGCAGAUCAAUAAUGAGAGCAUUCCACUCGUCUCUUCCAAGUUUGAAGAUCUACAAGAUCGUUCUUUCCGACGCUCAAGGACCUCACGUUGUUAUAUAAAAUGCCGAGAGUUGGACCAAACUCCUAAAUUAAGUGGACACAGAUGCUACCUAUGUAAGAGGGAUCUUUCAUUCAAACCAGAAGGCUCACUUGUCAUUCCAAAAAUUCUACCUACUGUGGCUGUACUGCCAUGUAGCCAUGUGUUUCACGGCCUCUGUUUGGAACGCAUCACUCCUCAAAACCAAGCUGAAGAUCCUCCUUGUAUUCCCUGUGCUGUUGGCGAAACUUGAUUUCUUCAAACCAUUGGGUUAGUCACUCCACUCCUCACCUCUUAUUUCUUUUCAUUAUGAAAUUUUGCUACUUUUAAUUUAGGCCAAAACAGAGAAGACUACGUUUCAAAUUCUUUAACAAGAGUAACUUGAGAUGGGCUUAACUUUGUAUAUAGUUAGGCAAAGACUUUUGAUUAUCUUAGGCCUACUUGCAACUUGAACAUUUUGUAAUUAUUUUCCUAUAGAAUGAUUUGCAUAGUUGAAAUAACUCUUACUUUAAGGAGUAAAAUAUGGAACUAGU
Benincasa hispida (wax gourd) is the source of this 708-nucleotide messenger RNA. RefSeq lists its product as uncharacterized. NCBI's taxonomy places the organism in Eukaryota, Viridiplantae, Streptophyta, Magnoliopsida, Cucurbitales, Cucurbitaceae. The record is from RefSeq and is a predicted model, not a curated record.